GUAGGAAAAUAAAGACCACUCAUAAAGAAAAGAAAGUGUUGAACCGAAAGAGUUGAGUAGCUUCAUCUUUCAUCUCCACUAUAAUUUAUAUUCCAUUGUCGUUACCUUUUGGUGUUUUGCCGACUGUUACCUGUAAAAGGAGUUAAGGAUCCAUGUCCAAAACUGCCGACUCUCUCUCUCUCUCUCUCUAAUUCAGAAACUCCAACUACCCCUCUUUUGAUUUGGCUUUCUCUCUCGAUCUAGUGAAAAAACCGACUUGAGCAAGGAGUAAAAAAAAAACAAAGAGCGCGACUUUUCAGCCAUGGAAGCCAUAAGAAAGCAAGCGGCAAAGCUCAGAGAGCAAGUUGCUAGGCAACAGCAAGCGGUGUUGAAGCAUUUAGGGCAUGUUAACGCGGAUGCUGUGGUUGUUGAUGAAGAAGAGCUUCAUUGUCAUCAGAAACUUCAAGAACUAUACAGCUCCACCAAGGCUGCAAAGCGGUUGCAAAGGAACAUUGUUCGUGGGCUAGAAGGGUUCAUUGCGACAGGCACGAAAGUUGUAGAGAUCGGGUUGAAGUUUGCUGAAGAUUUUAAGAAAUAUGGAGAUGAGAAUCCCGAUGCUAACACUCCUCUCUCAAGAGUUUCACAUCACUUUGGGACCUCUUACAAGUCGGUGGAGGAUGGCAGGGAAACUCUACUUGGAGUUCUUAGUGAGCAGGUUUGUGAGCCAAUUCGUACAAUGAUAUAUAGUGCGCCUUUGGAGGAUGCAAGGCAUUUAGUGAAUCAUUACGACAGGUUGAGACAAGAAGUCGAAGCACAGGCGACUGAUGUACUGAGGAGAAGAUCAAAGUUGAAGGAAUCUGAUGUUUCUGAAGAGGCUUACAUGAAGCUUAAGAACUCUGAGUCCAGAUUGGCUGACCUCAAAUCAAGCAUGAAAACACUUGGAAAAGAAGCUACUAAGGCUAUGUUAGAAGUGGACAAUCAGCAGCAGAGCGUAACUUAUCAGCGCCUCCGUACCCUGGUUGAAGCUGAGAUAUCAUAUCAUCGCAAUGCUCUUGAUAUCCUUGAUAAGCUACAUUCUGAGAUGAUUGCUGAGGAAGAAGCUAUAGAAUCAUCACCAAAGUCUCUACCUCUACCUUUACAUUUGGAGGAUACUGUUUCACAUCCCCAAGCCAGUCACAGUGGAGAGAGCAAAUCAAACCACCAAGGAGAAACCAAGCAUACUACUCCCCAUGAAGAAGUAACCAAACCCAAUCCAAAGGAAGACAUGGAGUCUAGUCCCGAAGUAGAAAUCAAAUCCAAACCUCAGAAAGAAAUCAAGUCUUCUAGUCCACAGGAAGAUACCAAAACCUCCAAUGGAUCUGAUGAUCAUCACAGUCAUCAGCAACUUCUCAGUCAAAAUGAUUCCUACUUUCUUGCAAAGGUUGUGCACCCGUUUGAUGCUCAAGCGCCAGGAGAACUGAGUCUAGCGGUUGAUGAUUAUGUCAUCGUGCGACAGGUGGCUGGGACAGGGUGGUCGGAAGGAGAAUACAAGGGGAAAGCCGGAUGGUUUCCGUCGGCGUACGUGGAGAAACAAGAGAAAGCUCCUGCGAGCAAGAUUGUGGAAGCAAACCUUAACCAGCAAUGAUCUCACCCUCGAUAAUGUAUGAUAUGUUUGAUGUUUCCACGAGUACAUACGUAUGAUCAUUAUGUGUGUUGUUUCUUCCUUGUUUAUGUAUCAUCACAAGUCUUACUACUCUUCUUGGAGUCGUUUUCUCCUAUCUUAACUUUUGUUUGAUGGGUUCUCUGUUUCUUCUGUAAUAUUUACUCUCAAAAUGAUAAUGAUAUCUUCUUCCUUCUUAA
This is a messenger RNA of Brassica rapa (field mustard), 1818 nucleotides long. Its product is annotated as SH3 domain-containing protein 1. The record is from RefSeq and is a predicted model, not a curated record. Lineage: Eukaryota; Viridiplantae; Streptophyta; Magnoliopsida; Brassicales; Brassicaceae. Gene Ontology annotation, molecular function: protein binding.